UCGUAGCUACAAUCAAUUGUAAGCAUUUGCAAUCGAAAUUACAAUCGCGAUCGUAACUCUUACAACUCUUGCACAAAAGCGAUUGUAGCACAGUUGUAACUCAUCUCAUUUUACAAUUGCGAUCGUAAGUUACAAUCGUAAUCUUCUGUGCUGAAGAUAGGAUUAUCCAUAGCAACAUAGACAACAAUUUAGAGUUACGUCCCUUGACUGCAUAGGGCAGACGAUCGCUUGAUCAUAACAAUGUCGUCGCCUCCGAGUAAAAAAGUCAGAAAAAGUAAUUAUUCUGCGCAAGAAAUCGAAAUCCUUACUGAAGAUAUAGGGAAACACAAUUCCGUGUUAUCUGCAGCUUUUUCAAGCAGUAUUACACACAAAAUCAAGAAUGGAAUAUGGGAAAAAAUCGCAGACAGGGUAAAUGCUGCCAGUUCAGCCCAUAGAUCCGGUGCUGACCUGAGGAAAAAAUGGAAUGAGCUGAAAUGUCAAACUAGAAAGAAGGCAAUGUCUCAAAAAAGAGAGCUGGUGAAAACGGGUGGAGGACCUGCACCCCCGCCCAUGUCACAAGUUGAAGAGAAGGUCAUCUCCCUUAUUCCUAAGUGUCAGGUGGAAGGCAUUGUUGGAGGGCUGGAAACUGGAGGGUUUGAAAACGAAAUUAUUCAAAUAUUGGAUGUGCCACAGUCUCCGCUGAUGCAAAGAGGUCUUGAUCUUGUUAAGAUGUAUCUACCAGAGGAAGGACAACUGACAGCAUCAACAUCAGCAUCUAGAGCCACAACAGCAGCGGGUCAGUUCACAGCAGGACCUCGGAACACAACAGAAGCCUCUGCCUCAGCAACCCCAUCAGUUAACCAACAACUCCCUAUUGAAUCAAAAAGUGAAAAAGUGUCCAGACAGAAGACAACGACUGGAAAUGAAAUCAUACAAAUUGAAAAUAAGAAGCUCCAGGCCAUGAGGGAAUUUUUUGAUGAUGUGUCAUCCAAAUUAGACAACAUUAUUGAUUUACAGAGGCGAAAAUUGCAGUUGGAGGAGGAGAAGAUCAAGAUUCUUAAAUCCACAGAGAACUUGUCUACCAAAACCCCGUCACCUCGAAAUAUAUUCAAAUUGCUUGAACUAUAAUGUACCACCUGAUAAAAUUUAAAUCAGUAAGUUAUUGACAUGAUUUCAGGAUUUAUGAAAAUAAUACAGACUUUUGUAUUUGUCAAAAAAUACAUAGCUAAGAAAAACAACAGGAUUAACAAAUUUCACAAAAAAUGGAGGUUUGCACUUUGUCUUUCUAUACCCAUCCUGAUAUUAUCACACUUUGAAAAUUUGAACUCUUUGUUGCUGAUGUAUAACUAACCC
Haliotis rubra (blacklip abalone) is the source of this 1332-nucleotide messenger RNA. Its product is annotated as myb/SANT-like DNA-binding domain-containing protein 4. The transcript has 7 exons. The record is from RefSeq and is a predicted model, not a curated record. The coding region runs from base 241 to 1107 and encodes 288 amino acids. Gene Ontology annotation, cellular component: nucleus. Lineage: Eukaryota; Metazoa; Mollusca; Gastropoda; Lepetellida; Haliotidae.